Zootoca vivipara (common lizard) is the source of this 993-nucleotide messenger RNA. The record is from RefSeq and is a predicted model, not a curated record. NCBI's taxonomy places the organism in Eukaryota, Metazoa, Chordata, Lepidosauria, Squamata, Lacertidae.
AAGCAUGGGAAGCAAUCAAGAAGCAUUCGCUGCUACUUGAGAAAACAUUCAGCAACUGCAAAGACCUGGAGACACGUUGUUGUUUUUUUACAAUAAAUAUCACAUGAUCACUGAGUCAUUUCCAGGAAAGGAAACACCCAGUGGCUGAAAACUGAGAGAGCAAAACCUAACUCGGGGAUUUGGCGCGAGGGAGCCAUGGCUGCUUCUGGGGGUCACAUCCAGCGUCUCCUUGAUGAAGCCACAUGCUCCAUCUGCCUAGAUUAUUUCAAGGAUCCAGUGACCAUCGCAGAGUGUGGGCACAACUUCUGCCGAUCCUGCCUGAUCCAGUACUGGGGGGAAUCGAAGGCAGAGGCUUCCUGCCCUCAAUGCAGACGAAGAGUCCAGAGAAGGGGUCUCAUCCCCAACCGGCAACUGGCUAACAUGGUAGAAAUAGCCCAGAAUCUCAGCCUUCAAGAGGGGAGAGAAGAAGGAGGGGGGAAAGGGAGAAUGUGCGAAGAGGGAAAGGGAGAAGGAGGGAAAGGGAGAGUCUGCGAGAAACACCAGAAACACCGGGAGCCCCUGAAACUCUUUUGUGUGGUUUGUGACAGAUCAAAGGAGCACAAACACCACGAGGUGAUUCCUCUAGAGGAAGCUUUCGAGGAAUACAAGAAAUUAACGGAAACGGAGAGGCUGAAGACUGUGGAGAACUUCAGACAACUGCACCAAUUUUUGGAAGAACAAGAAAAACGUAUGCUGAAUCAUAUGGAAGAGGUGGAGAAGGAGAUUGCAAGGAGAAGGGAUGAGCAGCUGGCCAAACUCUCCAGGAAACUCUCCUCUCUUGAGAAGAUCAUCCAGGAGAUGGAGGGAAAGGGUCAGCAGCCAGCGAGUGAACUCCUGCAGGUAAGACGGUGACAGGAACAGCCCAAGGCUCCAGGAAGAGGCUGCCUCAAAUCCUUUCUGUGCCCCUUUCAUGUAUGCAAGGAGUGCAGGGGCUCAGUUGAUGGAGCCUCUAGU